AUGGCGAUCCGCGUUGCGGCUGAGGGGGCGGAGAAGGGGGCAGAGGACGCGGAGAAGAUGGAGGCGAACGGGGGUGGCUGGUACGAGGCCGCGGAGGAGGCGCCAGCGCCCGACCCUAGGAGGAACACGGCGCGGCUCGCGUUCCACCAUGCCGCCGAGGAGGCGGCGGACGUCGUCCACCACCGCGAGAUGACGAAGCUCAACACCGCCAUCAAGAAGCGUCUCGAUGAGAUGACGCGCGAGAGCACGGAGCACGAGGCCUCUGCACGGGCCGGUCGCCGUCGUUUAGGCGACCUUAUCGGGCGGAAAAAUGAGCUCAUCGCCCAGGUGGCUACCCGCCGCCUCCUCGAAAUGCCCUCGCCCGAGCGACGUGCCCACGAGGCGGGUGAGGAGGAGCUCCGCCACGAGGCGGAGAUAGGCCGGCAGCAGCGUCAGCGUCGCCAGAAGGGGAACAAGGAGGCCCGGGAUGCCGGCCUUGCCCGCCUCGAGGCACUGCAAGCUAUGGAACGUGCCGCCGCGCGCAAGCGCGAGAUGAGCAGCAAGCGCACCAUCACGCUGGAGGAGACCGAGCGCGCCCUCGCCCUCGAUGUGAGGACGGACAGGAGAAGGGCGGCCGCGGAGGAACGCCAGAGGAAGGCCGCCAGGGGCCAUGGCCCAUCUAGCUGCUAG
Lolium perenne is the source of this 669-nucleotide messenger RNA. The record is from RefSeq and is a predicted model, not a curated record. NCBI's taxonomy places the organism in Eukaryota, Viridiplantae, Streptophyta, Magnoliopsida, Poales, Poaceae.